AGCAUACAGAGUAACAUGACAGCAGCUAGCAAACAUCUCAUCUGCCUGGCUCAACGACGUUAUGGUUUCGCUAGCUGUGUGUUUUUGUCCUAUUUUUGAUUAAUUUUCCUCAGUUGCACACAGCCACAACUUAGCAUGUGCAUCUAGAGCUUUUUAAUAAGUAGCCAGAUCGUCUGUCACGCUUGAUAUAUCGAUACCAGCGAUUGUUUGGACUUUCCGAGGCCGUGUACUUUUUAUUUUAAAGCCUAUUUUCAACACAUUUCUUUUUUUCAACGAUCAAUUAAGAUUUUUUUUUUAUUAAACAACGUAAUUUUGCUUAUUGACGACUACUUUUUUACAACAACAACAAGGAAUUGCGGUUGAACGCUGUUUGUUUUCCAACCAGCACCAAAGCUCAAAGAUUAUUAACAAUAAUAUCACCAGCUGCGCAAAUACACUUUUGUUUUUGACAAUUUAUACAAUCUGGCAACCAGUACCCUCAUCAGAUCGAUCUGACCGAGCUGUCAAUCCAGUAUUUUUUUUCCAGACUCAACGAUGGUCUCUUGUUAGCAGCGUUUGCUGUCAAUAUCAGAGCCUAAAAAUUGACCAAGUGUAGAACUAAAGAUCUUAUCUUUGUGACAGCUCAUUUAUAAAAGUCUUUAGACCUUCCUGAGUGUCACCACGUACAUGCUUUCAGGAAGAGUUGCCAGAUUUUGCAAACCUGGAAGGUUUUUUGUUGUUGUUGUUCGUGUCGUGUUCUCACAAUUUUAACAUUUAAUGUCCAAUGUCUCGUUUAUUAUGAACAGGACUAGUUAAUUUAGUUCUUUUUUGGCAGCUGAGGGACAUUUUUAUUCGGUUUUAUCAUCCAGCUAUUUGCAAACCAGCGUGUUUAUUUGUUAGAUUUUUUUUCUCCUCAUUUUCAUUUUUCGCACAUUUUAUCAACAAGCCCCAUAUCUAAACAUUUCCCUCGCUGCCUUGUACAAAAUAUUUUGUAAAUUCGUCGGACUUGAUUUUAUUUUUUACUCUAUUCGUUGGAGGAAGAAGAACCGUGAAGGAACGAAAGGCUGCUGCUUGUUUUUUCCCCCUCAUUUAUUUCUGACCCGGAUUGUCGUUUUUAUCGUUGCUUUCUGCUUAAAAUGACGGCUAUUGAGAAACUGCAGAUGUUGAUCGAAGCAGCUGAAUAUCUUGAUCGAAGAGAAAGAGAAGCGGAGCACGGCUAUGCCUCCAUGUUACCCUUCACCAGCAACAAAGAGAGGGAUGGCUUGAAACGAAAAAUCAAAAGCAAGAAAAAUUGCAGCAGCAGGUCUACACACAACGAGAUGGAGAAGAACAGGAGAGCACAUCUAAGACUGUGUUUGGAACGCUUGAAAUCUUUCGUGCCCUUAGGACCAGACUCAAACAGGCACACAACCCUCAGCCUACUUAUGAGGGCUAAGGAACACAUCAAGAGGUUGGAAGAUGGCGAGCGGAAGGCCCAGCAUGCUAUAGACCAGCUGCAAAGAGAACAAAGGCACCUGCGCAGACGCCUGGAGCAGCUGGGUGUGGAGCGCAUACGCAUGGACAGUAUGGGCUCCACCAUCUCUUCUGACAAAUCCGACUCUGACCAAGAAGAGGUGGACGUCGACGUGGAAGGAACAGACUAUCUGCUGGGAGACCUGGAGUGGAGCACCAGCAGCGUGAGCGACUCGGACGAGCGGGGGAGCUUGCGCAGCAGCUGCAGUGAUGAAGGCUAUUCCAGUGCCAGUCUCCGUCGCCUCGCCAACCCUCAGGAGAAGAGCCCAGAGCUGGGCUGCAGUCUAUAAGAGCACAGAUCACCCUGGUUCCUCAGCCACUCAUCUCCAACCACUUCAACCUGAACCUCUAAUCACCUUCAGCCAGGUCCUCCUCUGAUACUUGAACGGUGUUGUCUCCUUUGUGACCGAAACAACGGAAAGCUCUGACAAAUCCCAUCUAGGUGUGCGUGUGCGAGUCAAGAGGAGGAAGCACGGAGAAAGUAUUGGAAUUCGGAUGUGCCGCCCACCAAACAGACCUCAUACAUACAGCACUAACUGGGAGAAAAGGCCGAACCAAUCAGAUCUUCCCACCCAUCCUGGAGAGAGGCACUCGAUUUGGGACGUUCCCAUUCCCGGAAGACCCUCAAAAGACCCUUAAAGACCUCAUAGCCAGACGAAGAAUGUGUACCAUACCACACCCACUGCCUAGUCACACUGUCGCACCCUGGGACGACGCACCCAGGCCGUCUUACGUUCCUUCAAUCAAAAACUGAACCGUCCAGACACAGGGCUGGGUCAUCUGACCAGUUAGCUAACCAACCAGAGCAUGGUAUUUUGCACUUAGAUGACAACGUCCGAAGGAGUGGCCUUUUUACACUCGUCUGAAGCCAGCUUUGCCUCUUCCCACGUAAUAGCCAAGGAGCGGAUUUGGGAAAGCUGCGAGAUCAGAGCAAAAAGGGUUACUUCUACCGUACAGGCAAAGAUCGCUUCGUGUCAAGAGAUGUGCUGUCAUGUCGUUUUGUUUUCUAAAACGUCUCUCCGAAGGGACUGCAGCUACUUUAGUGAUGUAUCAGGCGUAGUGUGUUAGCUAGUCUUAAACGAAAAAUAUCUACCUGCACUGUCUAAUACCGACACUCCCGUCACCGCGCGGGCAGAGAUCACUGUCGUGUUGUUGUUGUUUCCUCUUUUUUGUUUUACCCAGCAAGCACUCCUAAUACUCAUGCUGUGCGAAAUCAUCAGGGCGGUAGCAAUACACCCCUCAACUGGACUUACCGACGGAUUCCUGAAUUCUCAAUUCGAUGUAGUUUUUUUUAAGCAUAUGCUAUACUUUAAAUGCCCCCCUGACCUGCCAUCUUGAAUUUUAUUACUACAACCAAGGGGCGAAACGACUGAAGCGUUUGCAGCAUGAGAUUCUUCGAAGGGUUUGUGGGUUGGGUUUAUGAAACUGGGGUGGGAAGAGGGUUGACGUCUGGAUCUCAGGUAUCUCUUCCUCUCUCUCUAAGGACAGUGGCGUUUUUUUUUUGUGUGUGUGUGUGUGAUGCAUCUUCUUCAUGUUUGUCCGUUUUCUUUUCUCUCGACUGUUUAGCCCAAGAAGUGAGAGGGCAACUCUAGAAGCACAUUCCAUGGUUUAGCAGAGCUUUGCGUUAUUGCAUGGACUGCAGACACUUAUACAAAGGUCUGAGGCUUCAGAUUACCUACUGUAUGAGCGACGGACCCUUUCUGCUCCUGCACCAUCAGGAUCAUUGGAAGAGGUGUGUGAAUGUGUGUGUGUUCGUCAACGACUGCAGCACUGCAUUGCAGUUUCACUCCUGCUACCCUGCUAUUACCAUUUCAGCUAAAUGUAGACAUGAUGUGUAUAUAGUUCACAGAAAAAGAGAGAUAUCUACCCUAUAUGUACGUAUAUGGAUAAAGUAUUUAUAUUUGAUCUACAUUAUAUGUUAAAACAGAAAAUAUAUAUAUAUAUGAGAGAAUAUAUUUAAGUAGUGAUUGCCUUAGUUGCUUCGGUUCUCCUUAUCGUUAGUUUCAAUGUGUAGUUGAUUUGCACUAUAUAUAUAGAUACGUAUAAAUAUAUACCUAUUUUACACGUCCUAAAUUCUAACUCUGUGCUCACAGAGCCAAAAAAAACUACUUUUUUUCUUUCCUACACAAAAAUGAAAAUGAUUUGAUAAAAAAAAAAAAAUUAAAAGUAAUAUAAACUGCAUUAAAAAAAAUAUGAUUGGGUCGUAUUUGUUAGUUUGUUGGUGGCAUUGUGGGUAAUGUUAUUAUCGUGCCUGAUGGGACUUGGGAGGAGCGUUUUCUUAUAACACUAGUGAGUAUAGGGAGCCUAGUGAAGGAUCUGUAUGUUUGAAUGUACUGAAAUCUACUUUUGCAUCACAAAGUGAGAUCUUAUAUAUCAUUUUUAGACUGAUGCGCCAAAAACUGAAUUUAAACAAACCGGAUUGUUCAUUCUUUCCAUAUGGAAUGCUGCUGUUGGGUAGUUUUAAAAAUCAUAAAUGAAAUCCCUCCAAAAAAAGACAUAAAACGCAUUAAAAAAAGUAUAAAACUUGUGUGAGUUGUAGCCAUGAGAGCAUUAGAGCACCGUGUGUUUUGAAAAGGGGGGGAAGGUGGUGUAUACAUGUUUGCUAGUUUGUGACGUCACUGUCCACAGACAGAGAGAAAGGGUUUUUAUUCUUUUUUUUUCUCCUUGAGAGGACAAGGGGUUUUGGGCUGUAUGCCUUUUGUAUUGAUAUGCUUGUUUUUAUUUGUUACAAGUGUUUAAAAAAAGUGAACUUCCUUCUCAAGAUUGUGUCUUGUUCAAAUUUGGUGUCUUGAAGUUUCUCACGACCCACUCCCAAAAAAGUAGGCUCUGCUUUCUGUGUAGUUCGACCUUUUUUCCCCAAUCCCCCGGCUUUCUGAGUCUGCGUUCCUCCUCUCAUACGCCGUCUUCUGUGAACACCGGUGGCGGGACAUAGCUAACGUGUUGCACUUAUGAAUGUUACGUGAAAGACUAUAUGGUGCUGUCACUCACACGGAUGUGAAUUCCCGCUUUAACAUGAUGAAUCCUUACUUUGUCCCGGUGCUGCGCUUGUCACAGUUAAUGAUGUCACCGCGGGGGGUAGAUGUACAACUUUUGAUUUGUAUAUAUUGGAUAUGUACUGUACUUAGAGUACGAAACGGCUACAGCCUUAAGACAUACAAAUGUAUGAAAACAAUAGAUGUUAUCAGAAACUGAUUGCUGAAAGGAACCCAUCGCCAGUCAUUCCCACUUAUCGUGACUGCGUCUCAGGUGUUUCACACCUUUCCAAAUAUACAUAGACACAAACACACACACACACACACACACAUCCUUGAACAUAUACUGCCUCUUGUAAGCUAAACAAAAGAGGUUUUAUGUCUGUUUUACAUCCAAUCAAAAAUGGACAUUUCUAUGCUGUUACUUUUUAAGAAUUGGGCUACUUUGAUGUUGACUGCUAAAUAUGUGGUUAAAAGGAAUGAACUUAAAAUAAAAAAAUAAAAACUGAA
Messenger RNA from Pimephales promelas (fathead minnow), 4973 nucleotides. RefSeq names its product MAX dimerization protein 1 (gene mxd1). Gene Ontology annotation, biological process: negative regulation of transcription by RNA polymerase II. Gene Ontology annotation, molecular function: DNA-binding transcription factor activity, RNA polymerase II-specific; RNA polymerase II cis-regulatory region sequence-specific DNA binding; protein dimerization activity. NCBI's taxonomy places the organism in Eukaryota, Metazoa, Chordata, Actinopteri, Cypriniformes, Leuciscidae. The record is from RefSeq and is a predicted model, not a curated record.